Molecule: messenger RNA, 3282 nt
Organism: Pseudoliparis swirei
Lineage: Eukaryota; Metazoa; Chordata; Actinopteri; Perciformes; Liparidae
Gene: chd1l
Product: chromodomain helicase DNA binding protein 1-like
Exons: 25
Coding region: 6-3065 (1019 amino acids)
Biological process (GO): DNA repair; chromatin remodeling
Cellular component (GO): nucleus
Molecular function (GO): DNA helicase activity; ATP-dependent chromatin remodeler activity; ATP binding
Source: RefSeq, a predicted model, not a curated record
GAGUCAUGGCGGACUACUUGUUGAGGAUAAAAAGCCUCGUCGCAGAGAAGAAGACGAAGAAGAAGCUGACUCAGAGCGACUUGGUCCAAUGUGGACUAAAAGGGAUCCAGCUCAGACCGUACCAGCUGGACGGGGUCCAGUGGUUGACCCAGUGUCUGGGGAACCAGCAGGGGUGCAUUCUGGGAGAUGAGAUGGGUUUGGGGAAAACCUGCCAGACCAUCUCUCUGCUGGUGUUCAUGUCGGGCUCUCUGGGGGUCAGAGGUCGGUUCUUGCUUCUGAGCCCGCUGUCCGUCAUGGAGAACUGGAGGGCGGAGCUUGAGCGCUUCGCUCCGCGCCUCACCGUGCUGCGUUACCAUGGAGACAGAGAGAGGCGGGCCGAGCUCCAGAGCGAGGCCUUUGAUGUUCUGCUCACGUCGUACGAGCUGUGUCUCAACGACGCUUCCUUCCUGAAACGGUGGAAGUGGGAGGUGCUCGUCGUGGACGAAGCUCACCGGCUGAAGAACCAGAAUUCAGUGUUGCACAAGACCUUGACUCAGUUCUCAGUCGGGUUCAGAGUCCUGCUGACGGGGACCCCGAUCCAGAACAACCUGCAGGAGCUCUACUCGCUGCUGAGCUUCAUCCAGCCCAACGUCUUCACGGCCGAGGAGGCCGACGGCUUCACCGGCUCGUACCGCGAGGUCCAGAGUCGACCCGCUCUCGCUGCUGAGCUGCAGAGGGUCCUGGACCCCUUCCUGCUCCGCCGGGUGAAGUCCGAAGUGGCCGUGGACCUGCCCAAGAAGACGGAGCUGCUGAUGUACCACGGCAUGUCGGCCCUGCAGAAGAAGUUCUACAAAGCCUUUCUGAUGAAGGACCUGGAGGCUUUCCAGGGCAACAAGAACCGGCUGCUGAACAUCCUGAUGAACCUGAGGAAGUGUGUGGACCACCCCUACCUGUUUGACGGGGUGGAGCCGGAGCCGUUUGAGAUGGGGGAGCACCUGGUGGCCGCCAGUGGGAAGCUGUGCCUCCUGGACAGCAUGCUGGCCUACCUCCACAAAGGAGGCCAUCGCGUCCUGCUGUUCUCUCAGAUGACGAGGAUGCUGGACAUUCUUCAGGAUUACAUGACGUUCAGAGGUUACAGCUACGAGCGUCUGGACGGGUCGGUCCGAGGGGAGGAAAGAAAUCUAGCAGUGAAGAACUUCAGCAGCAAAGAUAUCUUCAUCUUUCUCCUGAGCACGAAAGCAGGGGGCGUCGGCCUGAACCUCACCGCCGCUGACACCGUCAUCUUCAUGGACAGCGACUUCAACCCUCAGAACGACCUGCAGGCGGCUGCACGCUGCCACCGGAUUGGUCAGAACCGGCCCGUGAAGGUGAUCCGCCUCCUGGCCCGCGACACCGUGGAGGAGAUCAUGUUCUCCCGAGCCGCCUCCAAGCUGCAGCUCACCAACGCCGUGAUCGAGGAAGGACGCUUCUCUCUGCUGGAGCGAGCGCAGACGGCCGCCGCGGGACUCAAGCUCAGCGAGAUCCUGAAGUUCGGGGUGGACAAGCUUCUGUCGUCGGAGGAGAGCUCCGUGACGGAGGUGAAGCUGGAGAAGAUCCUCGGUGCCUCGCAGGGCGGCCGCUGGGUGGAGGAGGCGCAGGAGGAGCAGGAGGAGGAGCAGGAGGAGGAGAGCGUCUCUGAAUCUGACAGGCAGAACCACAUGUACUUCUUUGAGGGCAGAGACUACAGCCGAGACCCGAGCGCCGGAGACCAGAAGAGCUUCAGCCGUCUGCUGGAGGAGCAGCUGGAGGAGCUCCAGGGAGGAGCACGAGCUCUGAGGAACAAGGCCGGAGUCUCUUUGUCGGUCUCCCUCGAGAUACCAACGAGGAAGAGGAAACAUCUCACGGAGGCCGAGCUGGAGCUCAGACGCCAGAGACGAGAGGAAGCUGCAGCCAAGAGGGCGAAACUCCAGGAGGACACGAGGAGGACGCUACAAGAGCAGAAACACGAGAAGAAGAUGGCGUGGUGGGAGUCGUGUGGCUACAGGUCACGUUGUCUGCUGCCGGUGGACAGUGAGGAAGAGGAGGAGGAGGAGGAGGAGGAUGACGAGGAGGAUGACGGCAGCGUGUGCUCCUCCGACUCUGACGGCGGCGCCAUCCGCUACGUCCUGGGAGACGUGACUCACCCUCACGCCGCCACGGGGGACGCCAUCAUCGUCCACUGUGUCGACGACUCUGGCCGCUGGGGAAGAGGAGGCCUCUUCACGGCCCUGGAGACGAGGUCGGACCAACCGCGGGACCAGUACGAGCUGGCCGGCAAGAUGAAAGAUCUGGAGGUUGGAAGUGUUCUUCUUCUCUCCAUCGAUGAUAAGCAGUCCCGACUGGACGGCCGUGAUCAGCUGGCUUUGAUCGUCGCUCAGCGGAGAGACGAACACAACAAGCUGUCUGGGAUCCUCCUGACGGCUCUGGACGACGGCCUGAAGAAGAUCCACGCUGCGGCCAAGAGACACAAAGCGAGCGUCCAUCUUCCUCGUCUCGGCCACGCCACUCCAGGCUUCAACUGGUACGGCACGGAGCGUCUGAUCAGGAAGCACCUGGCGUCCAGAGGGGUCGACACCUUCAUUUAUUACCACAACAGAGCGGCGAAGAACUCGGCUCCUCCUCCUCCGACAGCGACGACCUCCUUGGCUCCUCCCCCUCAGACGUCGUCCUCCUCGGAUGGGCCGACUGACGACGAGGCCCCGGGGCCCUCGGCUCCUCCCCCCACCUGUUCCUCAGGGGCUCCUCCCCCCACGUCCUCCUCAGAGGCUCCUCCCCCCUCGCUGCUCCCCUCCUUCAUGGGAGGAGUCCGUGUGUUUUUCUUCAACCUGGCGGCGUCGGACAGGAAGCGGCUCGGCCGAUACCUCCUCACGUAUGACGGAGACGAGGACGACGUCAUGAGUCCGGAGGUCACGCACGUGGUGGCGGAGGUGGAGAGCAGCGUCCAAUCACAGGACCUGCAGGCCCUGCUGGCUCGGUUCCCCCAGGCCGUCCCGGUCCAGACCGCCUGGCUAGAGUCCUGCUUCUCUCGCCAGAGGCAGGUCAGCCCCGCCCCCUUCCUGUUGCCAUGACGACAACGAGGAGCUGAAUCUUUAUCUCCGAAGGGUUUCUUGUUCCUAUAAUCUCGUUUUUUAAAAUCUUUGUUUCUAUUGCUCGUCUUUUUGUUUUUAAAGUUUAUUUUAAUUAGUUUGAGCCGUUUUGACUUUAAUGUUUCGGACGUGGCGACGUCAUCGGGGUUUAUUCACUUUAAUCUGCCAGAAUACGAGGAAAUAAACAUGAGUUACGUUG